Solanum tuberosum (potato) is the source of this 2191-nucleotide messenger RNA. Its product is annotated as auxin response factor 17. Lineage: Eukaryota; Viridiplantae; Streptophyta; Magnoliopsida; Solanales; Solanaceae. The transcript has 3 exons. The record is from RefSeq and is a predicted model, not a curated record. Gene Ontology annotation, molecular function: DNA binding. Bases 35 to 1843 code for a protein of 602 amino acids. Gene Ontology annotation, biological process: regulation of DNA-templated transcription; response to hormone. Gene Ontology annotation, cellular component: nucleus.
UUUCUCUCUUCAGUCUACACACACUCGUUUCCCAAUGCAGGCUCCAACCGCCUCCGACCGUGAAGUGGACCCUAUAGUCUGGCGAGCAAUCGCCGGAAAAUCUGUCCAAAUACCUCCCGUCGGUUCCAGGGUUUACUACUUCCCUCAAGGACACGCUGAACAUGCAACCUUUACUUCACCUGGUGUACUGUCCCCUGGUAUACCUGCGUUUAUUCUAUGCCGUGUACUAUCUGUUCGUUUUCUCGCUGAAUCCGAUACGGACGAGGCAUUCGCUAAGAUUUUUCUGCAUCCGAUUAGUCCGAGUGAGGUUGAUGAAGUUACUGUGAGUGAGGAGGAGGAGGUUGAGGACAAAAUCGUUUCGUUUGUGAAGAUUUUAACUCCGUCAGAUGCGAACAAUGGAGGAGGUUUCUCUGUGCCGCGGUUCUGUGCUGAUUCUAUAUUUCCUCGGCUUAAUUUUGAGGCAGAACCGCCGGUUCAGAAUUUGUCUAUAAGGGAUAUUAAAGGUGGUGUUUGGGAGUUUCGACACAUUUAUCGUGGAACACCUCGACGGCAUUUGCUUACUACUGGUUGGAGCAAGUUUGUUAACAGUAAACAGCUUGUCGCUGGUGAUUCCGCCGUGUUCAUGCGGAGAACUGCAAAUGAUCAACUCUAUGUGGGUGUCCGACGAGCUAUUAAACGAAAUGACAAUUCCCAGAAGUGGACUUCCUCUUUUUUGAUGCGUGAACAUAUCAAUAGUGGUGGUAGCCCGGAUGUGUCUUGGGGGAUUAGAAAGGGGCGGAUGACGAUGGAGGCUGUUGCGGCGGUAGCGGAAAUGGCGGCACGGGGAGUGCCAUUUGAAGUAUCGUGUAAUCCACGGGAUGACUGGGCAGAUUUUGUGGUGAAGGCACAAGCGGUAGAGAUGGCAUUGAAUAUACCUUGGACAGUUGGUACGAGGGUUAAGAUGGCUGUGGAAACGGAGGAUUCAUCUAGAACGGCUUGCUUUCAAGGGACUGUUUCAUCUGUCAUUUUGACUGAAAGUGGCCCUUGGCGUGGAUCUCCAUGGCGAAUGCUUCAGAUCACUUGGGAUGAACCAGAAGUUCUGCAGCAUGCUAACAGGGUGAAUCCUUGGCAAGUUGAGUGUAUUCUGCCAAUCCCACAGUUUCUUCCUCCAUCGAAGAAAAUAAAACUGCCUAAUGGGCUGCUACCUGAUGGAGAGAGAAGUCCCUUCCCUAUGACAGGAUUGGGUAGUUUCCCUAUGACAGGGUUGGGUAGCUUCCCUAUGACAGGGUUGGGUAAUCCUACGAUUGGACUCGGUAGCCCAUCAUUGGGCAAUUGUACAUCUUUUCCUGUGGGCAUGCAGGGAGCCAGGCAUGAUCAAGUUUGUGUAUCAAGUUUAUCCAAUGUUAAAAGCAAUAACCUUGGGUUGUGCACUAACAAUAGCUUAGAUGAAGAAAUCAAGGCAAAGCUUGACAGUGUAUCCACCAAACUGAAUAUUGGCAGUUCAUAUUCAGACAAUUUAUCACCGGAUAGUCAGAGCAGUGUGCAUUUUGGGGACAAUGAGCUGAUUACAAAACCGGGUUCCAGCUCUUUGACAAAUGAUCGUUUCAGUACUUUCCAGUUAUUUGGUAGGGUCAUCCAUGUUGAACGUGUUGAGGAAGCUUUAGAUGGUUUUGGUUUUUCUGAAAGUGAUAACGUUCAAGUGUUUAGAGAGAUAGAUGAUCCAUCCAACUCAGACGUCUCACCAAAUAAAGAUGAUCCAUCCAACUCAGACAUCUCACCAAAUAAAGAUGAUCCAUCCAACUCAGACGUCUCACCAAAUAAACCUUUCAAGCUGUUUGACAAUCCUGAUGUCCAACAUGAAUGAGCCUCAGCUGUCGAAGCAUGUUCAUCAUGACAUAGCUAUAAUCCGUAAUUGCCAUCAAUUGCAAAACUGUACAGGUAUCCAAGGGAGGAGUUGAUUCCAGCAGUGGUUCCAUUGUGGAUGUUUGCUUUCGCUUUGGUAUUCAGAACUAAUGUAGGCUUUAGUUUAAGACGUUUAGAUGUCAAGUAAAUCAUCUGUGUUUUCUUGAUAAUGAUGCCAGUGCAUGAGAUUGUACUCUAUAUGUUCCUGUUAGUACUGUGUCUUUGAAAAAGAAUCUAAUGUGGAGUUAACCUUUUAGAUGCAAGUUAGAAUUUGCUAUGAAUGGUAGAUGUUUCUUGAUUGGGUUACAAA